Encephalitozoon cuniculi GB-M1 is the source of this 804-nucleotide messenger RNA. RefSeq lists its product as uncharacterized. The record is from RefSeq and is marked provisional. NCBI's taxonomy places the organism in Eukaryota, Fungi, Microsporidia, Unikaryonidae. The transcript has a single exon. Gene Ontology annotation, molecular function: endonuclease activity. Bases 1 to 804 code for a protein of 267 amino acids.
AUGAUGGCCCCGAUUAUCCUUGCAGCUUUUGGAUUAAAGAUCCUGUCCUGGUAUGAGCCGGCAGUGGAUGUGAGUAAAAUCCCUCGAGACGACAUGGUCCUCAAGCUUCAGGAGAGCGAGAGCACAAAUGACCGAGAAUAUGCAGGCCUUGGGAAGGAUGCACAGGAGGCAUUGUCGAAUCCAGAUCCAGACUUAAGUCUGAGUGACGUCGAGGAGAAGAUCAAUGAAUACCCGCCAAGGGAAAUAACCUCCAAGCAGGAUAGGUCAAUUCCAAUUGCAGAUGACGUCAAGAUAAAGACAGAUAAGGUUGAUGAGCUGACAAAGGCAUUCAACAAGAAGAUCGGCACGACAAAGGUGUCGGGAAUUCAUGACAAGGAGGCAUGGAACAGGCUUUAUGAGUACCUAAGGCUGAACUUCAAGGACUUCCUGAUCGAUGGACAUCUUUCCAUAGAGCUCCACAUCAGAUAUGUUCUGUGCUGCUAUGUUGUUGCAUUCAUUCCAGGACAGUUUGCAUUUCUCUUCCCCGCAUUCUACAAAGUGUUCAUUCCAAAGAGAGCAAUGAAGGUCCCCAUUCUCGGAGACGCCUUAAGAGAGAUAGACAGGUUCCUGACAUUUGUCAGCGACCGUAGCACGAAGACAUUCAUCAUAACAUUCUAUGUAGGACGCCAGAACUCUCUUGUGGAGGACUUGGAGUUCAUAAAGAGGGUUCCUGACCUGAUAUUCAGCGACCCCAUGGCAAUCCUCCGAGAGCUUCUGAAGUUUGAAAUAAGGUCCGAGGGAUACAGCAGUAAGAAGGAGCUAUGA